Dama dama (fallow deer) is the source of this 411-nucleotide messenger RNA. Its product is annotated as pancreatic trypsin inhibitor-like. Gene Ontology annotation, molecular function: serine-type endopeptidase inhibitor activity. Lineage: Eukaryota; Metazoa; Chordata; Mammalia; Artiodactyla; Cervidae. The transcript is spliced from 5 exons. The record is from RefSeq and is a predicted model, not a curated record. The coding region runs from base 1 to 411 and encodes 136 amino acids.
AUGAGCCAGCUCUGCCUCUCUGCAGCCCUUCUGGUUCUCCUGGGCACCCUGGUGGCCGGCACCCCAGAGGAUCGCUAUUUGACCCUUGUCCGGGUUUAUGGUCCAGGCCUGCGCCCUGCCUUCUGUCUGCAGCCUCCAUACACUGGUCCCUGCAGGGCCAUGUUCACCAGGUACUUCUACAACGCCAUGUCCGGGCUCUGCCAGACCUUUACUUACGGAGGAUGCAGAAGGAAGCAGAACAACUUCCUGAAUGAGAAGGAGUGCAUCAGCACCUGUGGUGGCGGCAACAGGGCCCAGGAUGGGAACACCGAGUCAGCCACCCUGCCCAGCGGGUCCACCGUGCUCCUGAGCAAAAGGGCUUUUCUCUUCCUGGUCAUCCUGGUGUCAGGAACUGGGCCCUACCAGGUGUAG